Molecule: messenger RNA, 1065 nt
Organism: Candidula unifasciata
Lineage: Eukaryota; Metazoa; Mollusca; Gastropoda; Stylommatophora; Geomitridae
Source: the annotation of a GenBank genome assembly
AUGAUGGAAGAGGCUAAUGAUGAACAACCAGAAAUGGUGUCCCACGAGGAAGCUGUCCUGGCGGAAAAAGAAGCUACAGAGAAUUUGUCAUUAUCCUUAACAGGUUUCCCCUCAUCUUAUAGCCCCUUGCCUGUGACACUGGCAGCACCUUCACCUUUGCCAGCAUUUCUCGGCAAGUCACUGACAUCUCAGAUAGCAUCCCCAUCACCAGCACCAAGUGUUUCCCGUGUGUCUUCAUCCAGCCAAGAGCUCCCAUCAUUUGCUAAAGCACCAGAAUCUCCCCAGAUUCCUCAUGAAGGACAGGUGAAGGUGCCAGAACCAGGCGGAGGACAACAGCUAGCUGCUAGUUUAUCUAGCGCCGGUCAGGGGCUGUUUAGCUGGAUUUCUGGAAACAGUCUAGUUAACAGAGUCGUUGAAAAAACCAAGAGUUCAAUGGAAACUGUGAUUACAACAUUGGAUCCAGGGAUGAGAGAAGUCAUCUAUUCUGGAGGAGAUAUCAACAUCGUGGUAACAUCAACUAAAGAUAGUAAAGUUGUGCCCGUACGAGACGCAUUUCAGAAAGUGUUUGGAAAAGCAACUGUGUCAGGCAAAGAGUGUCAAGUUACAGUGGCUGUUCAGCCAGUGGGAUUCAUGGCUGGAGUGAAGGGUGCAGAAGAAAGAAUUUCCAGCUUGAGAAAAAGUGGCAACAUCCCGCAUGACCUGACAGUUAUAUCUAUAGAAGGCUUUAUUGUGGAGAUUGUGCCAGAUAGGUGGUUUGAGAUGAGCUGUCUAUUGUUGAAAGAUCCUAGACACGAUAUUGAGCUGCAGACAUUUUCACAGCCAAGCCUGAUUCCCACAGAGUACGUCCUGACUGCCCAAGAUAAAACCCCCUCAGAUUAUCCACUAAGGUGGUCAGGUUUGGCAGUGACCAUUGGUGAAGUAAUAGAAACUGCUCAGCCACACAUCGGCCAUGCUGAUUGGCACAUGGUCUUAACAGGCGUGUCACGCUGCCAGUCUCUCCAACUGGCACUGCAGAGUCUCGCUUACAUGUACAAGCAAAAGCUGCCAACGUCCUUUAUUUCUUGA